Brassica rapa (field mustard) is the source of this 1316-nucleotide messenger RNA. RefSeq lists its product as uncharacterized. Lineage: Eukaryota; Viridiplantae; Streptophyta; Magnoliopsida; Brassicales; Brassicaceae. The record is from RefSeq and is a predicted model, not a curated record.
AUGGAGAUGUGGCUGCGGUCCAACAACAUUCCCAAAGAAAAGAAGCAAUCACCAGCUGUCCAAGCCUUCACGGGGAAUGCUUACAAAUGGUGGCUAAAGGAGAGCAGUCCAAGCAUCUACAACCAGCCUGUGGUAGAUUGGAGAGACCUUAAAGUCAGGAUGUAUAAGGAGUUUGCAGAGAAGUAUCAAGACCAAGUAGAUGCCACAUCAAAGUUCCAUUGUCCAGCAACACCGAGGAAGGUGAUGUCUACACCAAAACUGCAUGCUGUUCCUAAACCAAAGAAGGCUCACGACCAUGAACCCAAGAAGAUAUCAUCUAGUGUACUUACACACCAAGAAGGGUUUAAGAGGUCGGCUCAAUUACACAAGGCUCAGCCACAGUCAAUCACUACACCCUUACCUGAACUGCAAAAGUUACAAGAGAUGUGUCAAAAGCUCAAGGAGACUCUAGAACCAAAGGAGGAGAACACAUCAAACCAAGGUGUUAAUACAUGUCCUAAAGAGCAUGAUUCCAUUAAAGAAGAACCACCAGGAGGAGCUUUUGUGAUGAACCAGAAUAAAGUUCUAGAUAUAAUGCAUUACAUGUUGCCUAAGGAGGAAGCCCAUGUUUGGAACAUAGGAACCAAAAGAGUAAUGAGCAUAAUAUUUCCAACAAAUGGAGGCAGAAUACAAGCCAAAGUUUUACAACUCAAAAGAGUGAACCACAAGAAAGUGAGGCCACGACUGAAUGUACCAGAGUUGCUGAGACUACUCCAAGAGAAGUCCAAGGAUUUUGAGACAGGUUUAGGAACUCAGAAGAAGUGCACGGCCCAAAGACAAAGGACACCAGUUCUGAUAUUAGGAACAGAGGCAACUGAUUACAUGGGUGAGCCACACAAGGAGGUCACAAGGUGUUUAGAUGCCAAAGUAAAACAAGAAGUUACCACAAGAAACUCCUUGAUCCCAGACGACCCACCAGGUCAUGCGACCCCCAUCAGAAUGCCAGACCAAAUCAGAGGAGUAGUCAUGUCUUCCCCACUCAAAGAAGAGCCACCAGAUGUGCCAUCAAAGAUCAAACCGAUCAAAUACCAAGGGAGAGGGUAUGAUGCGGCCAUCAAAUCAGUAGCUGAACCAGAAGCCAACCAGUUGCACCAAACAGCUAACCCAAAGACUCACCAGGAUAUGUGUUCAAUCAAAACGGCGUAUCUCACCAACCAGGAGGACAUUGUCCAUGAAACUAAUUUUCCUGCACUCUACGCUCAACAAGGAGUCAAUCCAAAUUGGAAUCAUCAUCAAAGAUACUCGGCCCAGGAAGAUAUGAAUUUAACAAACCGGAG